AUGGCUAGUGCAGUGGUUGGAAAGUACGUUAGCUCUUUAUUUUUUUCUUUGAAACUCCACCAUGCAAUCCCAAGAAAUGUUUCGUCACCAAUCUUUGGUGCAAGAAUAUCACGAGGGUUGUUGAAUAGUAGUGGUGUUUGCAAUUCUCUCAAAUUUACACAGAUAAGAUCUAACCUGACAAGCGUUAACAACGACAAAAGCACCGAUGGGGGAAAUGAAACAAACGCAAACGUACACAAAGGUCCCAAGUUUGCUUCAGCUCCAGUAGGACCAUCAUCGAACUACACUAUCAAAAUUGCUAAAGUUCCAGAAGGCAAGACACAAAAAGAUUACCAAGAGGUUUACAAUGAUAUUGCUGCGAAAUUGGCGGCAUUCCCACAUUACGAUAAAGAUGACGGGUAUUAUGCUGUUUUGGUCCGUAUGGCUUUCCAUUUGAGCGGAACAUACUCCAAGGGAGACAACACGGGAGGCUCGUAUGGGGGUACAAUGAUAUUUCCGCCGGAGGAGAUGGAUUUCCAAAACAAUGGUUUGCAAAUUGCGAGGAGCUUUUUGGACCAAUUUCUUUACAAGUAUCCUUGGAUUUCAAGAGGCGAUUUAUGGACACUUGCUGGUGUUUGUGCUGUACAGGAAUGUGGCGGUCCAAAGGUUGAAUGGGCUCCUGGUAGAGUCAAUGACAAUAAGGGAGUAUUUGUCCCUCCCAACGGCAGGAUUCCCGAUGGAGGAGGGGACGGUGCUUACGUAAGAAAAACAUUUGCAAGAAUGGGACUUGGCGAUAGGGAAACUGUUGCACUAAUUGGAGCGCACGUGUUGGGACGGUGCCAUGUUCACAAUACCGGAUACGAUGGUCCAUGGGGCGAUGACGUUAACAGGUUCACUAAUGAUUUUUUCCAGAGAUUGCUUCAGAAAUGGCACAUCAAGAAUUGGUCCGGUAGAAAGCAGUAUGAAGACGAUGAGACCAAUCAGUACAUGAUGUUGCCUACAGAUAUGUCAUUAAAAACCAAUGACUAUUUCAGGAAAUAUGUAGAAUUAUAUGCAAAGGAUAAAAAGGCUUGGUUUGAUGAUUUUAGUGCAGCAUUUGCGAAAUUGCUCGCAUUGGGAAUCACAUAUCCAGAAGAUACCAAAGUCAUGGUUUUCCCCACUUUAGAGGAUCAAGCAGGAGAUCCAGAGAUUUGGACCGAUGAUUAG
Messenger RNA from Lodderomyces elongisporus, 1185 nucleotides. It is a transcript of the gene CCP1, whose product is annotated as cytochrome-c peroxidase. NCBI's taxonomy places the organism in Eukaryota, Fungi, Ascomycota, Pichiomycetes, Serinales, Debaryomycetaceae. Gene Ontology annotation, molecular function: peroxidase activity; heme binding. The transcript has a single exon. Bases 1 to 1185 code for a protein of 394 amino acids. The record is from RefSeq and is a predicted model, not a curated record. Gene Ontology annotation, biological process: hydrogen peroxide catabolic process; response to reactive oxygen species; cellular response to oxidative stress.